AUGUCCGAGCACGAGGACACAGAGCUGAAUCUUUCAUACGAAACACCAACUCAAGGCCGCUCUCAACAAGUUUCAAGGGCUCCUGAGGUUCAGUCUACUCUUGGGAAUACUAGUAAUGUGAAUGACUUGGCCGAUGCAGGUGAAGGCAAUAGAAUUCAGUACACUUUUAACGAAGAAAUAAUUGAAGACCUAGAAAAUCUGUCUAUCAUCCUUAAAGACAGUUCGGCUGUAUCCGUCAUUAAUCUCUUUAAAGAAAAAUUGCAGAAACGUAAUAAACUCAUAAGAAUUGCAGAUAAUAGUCCAGCUGGUUGGAAGACCGUAAGGGAAUAUGAACAAAACGAUUAUGCAGACGACUCUGAUGACGAAAAAAAGAUACGAAGUGCGGAGUCACGGGCCAUGCGGCAGAAGUUCCGAGGCAGGGGACGUCCUACACCGUACAGCCGUCUGGUGUCAGCAGCGGCGGGGUCCCCGGCGCAGCUUUCCUCUGGUAGUUUUGGUGGUUAUCCUCUACUCAGUCAGCCCUUUCGUGCCUUUGGGGGUUCAAGGAGAACCCCACAGCCUUCAGACUUGUGUCACAGAUGUUUUAAGACCGGACACUGGAAAAGUCGCUGCCCCCUCAAUUACACGCAAUCCACCACAGGGUCUGCAGGAGCAAGCACAUCAGGCGGUCAAUGAUGAUAAGUAUUGUUAUAGUCCAAGCUGGUCUGGUAUUCUCGAUAUUUCAAAAAGUAUCAAGGAAAUUUUGAUUUCUUAUGAUAGAAAAUGUAAUCAAAUAAAAGGUAGAGUCAAGAAAAGUUUGUUUCAUAAUCUUCAGUUUUGGAAAGAAAUAGAUGCUUAUGAUUCGGUUUUUUUCUAUAAUUCAAAAUGGAUAUUCUCUUGAUUUUGAAAUUCACCCCCCUUCAAAGCAUUUCGAGAAUAAUAAAUCAGCUAUGUUGAAUGAAGAUUUUGUUUCAGGAGCAGUUCAGAAUCUGAUAGACUCAGGUAGAGUAAUUCAGUUACAUGAAAAACCAUAUAUGAUCAAUCCACUGAGCGUAGCAGAAAACCACGAAAAGAAAAGGCUUAUUUUAGAUCUUAGUUUCUUGAAUAAUUUCGUACGGAAAGAAAAAGUAAAAUUUGAAGAUUGGAAAAUCGCUAUACAAUAUUUCAAAAUAAACUGUUUUAUGACAAAAUUUGAUUUGCAGUCGGGAUAUCAUCACAUAGAUAUCGAUCCUUGUUUUCAGCAAUAUUUAGGUUUUUCAUGGAAGGGUAAUUAUUUUUGUUUCACUGUCUUACCAUUUGGUCUAACUUCAGCUCCAUAUGUUUUUACAAAGUGUUUGAGGCCAUUAGUAA
Molecule: messenger RNA, 1329 nt
Organism: Saccostrea echinata
Lineage: Eukaryota; Metazoa; Mollusca; Bivalvia; Ostreida; Ostreidae
Exons: 2
Coding region: 1-675 (224 amino acids)
Molecular function (GO): zinc ion binding; nucleic acid binding
Source: RefSeq, a predicted model, not a curated record